Plasmodium falciparum 3D7 is the source of this 1827-nucleotide messenger RNA. It is a transcript of the gene SBP2, whose product is annotated as ribosomal L7Ae/L30e/S12e/Gadd45 family protein. The transcript has a single exon. Gene Ontology annotation, molecular function: selenocysteine insertion sequence binding. NCBI's taxonomy places the organism in Eukaryota, Apicomplexa, Aconoidasida, Haemosporida, Plasmodiidae. Bases 1 to 1827 code for a protein of 608 amino acids. The record is from RefSeq and is a predicted model, not a curated record.
AUGAAAAAAGAAAUUAUUGUUGACGUAAAAUCGAAUCCUCGCACACAUACCAAUGGUGAUAAAGACAUAAUUAGGGAGAAACAAAAAAAACUAAAAAAGAAGAAUGAAAACGUAAAGGUAAGUAUAAAUGCAAAUGCAAAUGCAAAUGUGAAUGUAGAGAAUAGAAAAAAUGUGGAAAAUAGAAAAUGUAUAAAAAAUAUAAAAUCCAUAAAAAAUAUAAAAAAUGCAAAACACAUAAAAAAUAUAAAAUCUAUAAAAUAUUAUGAUGAUAGAAAAAAAGAAGAGAAAACUUAUCAAACGAAAAAUACGAAUAACAAUAUACAAUUCGGAAAUAGACUAGUCAGAAUAACAUUUAGUAGCGAUAAAAAAAAAAGGAAGGAAUUGAUCAAAAAAAAAAAAAUGAAUAUAUUGAUGAAACAAAAAAAAAAAAAAAGAAAAGAAUUUGAAGAAAAAAAAAAACUUAUAAAUAAAUUAACAAAUAUAUUAAAUGUUGAAAAAGAAAAAGGAAACUAUUAUUUCUUACCCAAAUGUUUAAAAAAAAAAAAAAUAUCCAAAUUAAAAAAAAUAAUUAUAUUAGAAAAGAAAAUUAAAAAUGAUAUAUAUCAAGAACUAUUAAAACAAAAAGAAAAUAUCAAUUCUAUAAAUGAUCAUCACACUGGUAUCUAUUUACAACUUAUUCAAAAUAAAAGGAAAUGGAUACUGAAAAAUAAAAAAGUAAAAAAAAUAAUAAUAACAAAUAAUAGCAAUAAUAACAAUAAUAAUGAUAAUAACAAUAAUAAUGAUAAUAACAAUAAUGAUAAUAAUAACAACAAUAAUAAUAAUAUUAAAUUCGCUAGCAAUUUUUUAAAAAAACUAGCCAAAACGGAAAAUGUGCUAAAUGGUGAGUUACCUGACGUUCAGGUGAAAAAUUUAAAAAAAUUUAUACACACAUGGGCAAAUAAAUAUGCAACAGGUUUGAGAAAAGGAAAGAAAUAUGGUAGAAAGAGGGAUAUAAGACAAUUGAUAAAUGUUGCAAAAAAAAUAGAAAAGUACUCUGAUCAAAAUGAUAACCUUCAUUUGAAAGAUAAAAGAGUUUCUUCGAAAAAUAAUAUUUGUUCUGUUGAAAAUUUUGAUAAGAAUAAUGUUGUUAAUGUAAAAGAAAAAAAAAAAAAAAAUAGUGAUACCAUAGAAAGGAACGAGCAUAAUAUAUGCAACCAUAACAACAAUAAUAAUAAUAACAAUAAUAAUAAUAACAACCAUAAUAAUAACAAUAAUAAUAAUAACAACCAUAAUAAUAACAAUAAUAAUAACAAUGGUGAUAAUAAGAAUAACAAUAUUAUUGAUGUAAAUCAUAUAUUAAAGGACGAAAUGCUUAAAAAUGAAAAAAUUUUAAAUUACAUACAAGUGAGCAGAGUCGAAAAAAAAAUUUAUAUCAAUGAUUAUGUUGAUCAUGAAAUAACUGUUAAAUUAAAUACUAUGGUUAAAGAGUUUUUAAAAAAAAUUUCUGUUUCGCAUGAAAAAUUGUUAUUGCUAAAAAAGAAAAAAAGAUAUUUCUUAGGAUUAAAAGAAUGCUAUAAACAUAUAUGUAUAGAUGAACCAAAAAUAGUAUUUAUUGCUCCGAAUAUUGAACCAUCACUAAAUAAUAUUUUCGAUGAUACGUUAGGGAAAAUAAUUGCUAAAUGUAAAGAAAAAAAUAUACCUAUAGUUUUUGCUUUAAGCAAAAAUUUGUUAGGAAAAUGUAUAAAUAAAUCUAGACAGUCAAUUAUUUGUAUAAUUGAUAACGAUUCUUAUAUAAAAGAAUGUAAUGAUAUAAUUAAUCUUGCUAAUUCUUUAAAAUUAUGUAAAUGA